Messenger RNA from Colletotrichum fioriniae, 1047 nucleotides. NCBI's taxonomy places the organism in Eukaryota, Fungi, Ascomycota, Sordariomycetes, Glomerellales, Glomerellaceae. The record is from RefSeq and is a predicted model, not a curated record.
AUGUCUAGCGCAACCUUCCAGGGAGGCUUCAUCCCAGACACAAUUCUUUAUCUGAGUUACUGGUACACAGGCACCUCAGUUAGCAAUCCCGUCCCGGACUUCUUUGACAUCGGUGUUGGAUUCGCUGCUGUCGGCCUGGUUUCUAUGCGCGGUAUCUUGGGAUACGAGGGCUGGCGUUGGUUGUUCCUUAUCGAAGGCGCCUUCACUUUCUGUGUAGGAUUGUGCUCGUUCUUCCUUAUGCCUCAAUGCCCUGCCAAGACGAAGAGUUGGUGGAACCCCAAGGGUUACUUCAAUGAGAAGGAGGAGAAGAUCAUUGUCAACUCCGUUAUCCGCGACGACCCCCAGAAAGGCGGCAUGUACAACAGACAAGGUCUUUCCGUCAAGCAGAUCUGGGAAUGCUCCAAGGAUUACGACAUGUGGCCCUUGUACGCUCUUGGCUUGCUCUUUGGCUUGCCGAAGUACCCUGUCAACCAGUACCUCACUUUGUCACUCCGAGACCUCAAGUUCAACGUCAUCCAAACCAACUUGCUUUCAAUUCCGUGGAUCAUCGGCUCAAGUAUCACCAUGUUGGCCAUCACGGCUGCUAGCGAGCUAUGCAACAACCGCAGUUUCGUCGCCAUGGCGGAGGAUGCAUGGCUGUUGCCGUGCUUCAUCGCCCUGAUUGUAAUCGCGAACCCAAGCCCCUGGGCUUACUUUGCGAUUGCUACAGUGCUUUUAUCCUUCCCUUAUAGGAACGCUGGAUCCGUCCAGAACAGAACGGUUUCCGCAUCUCUGUACAACAUGUGGGUUCAAGUCAGCGGUAUGAUCGGCGCAAAUAUCUACCAACCAAGUGAUGCCCCUCGAUACUUCAAGGCCAACAAGGGCCUUUUAGUUAUUUGCAUUUGGAUGUGUGUUGUACAAUACCCUUUUACCUACUUUUACUAUCGAUGGAGGAACAACAGCAAGUCCAAGAAAUGGGAUGCUAUGACACCAGAGCAGCAACACGACUACCGUGCCAACACAACGGAUAAAGGCAACAAACGUCUUGACUUCCGAUUCGCCACCUGA